Molecule: messenger RNA, 846 nt
Organism: Hordeum vulgare subsp. vulgare (domesticated barley)
Lineage: Eukaryota; Viridiplantae; Streptophyta; Magnoliopsida; Poales; Poaceae
Exons: 1
Coding region: 150-617 (155 amino acids)
Source: RefSeq, a predicted model, not a curated record
UAAAUACGGACUCCGGAGGCGCGCACGGACACGGGGCUUUUCUUUCUGGUAGACAUCGUCGGAGCGGCAGCGACCACCACCGGCGCGGAGGAGGCGGCGGGUUUUCUUUCUCGGCGGCGAUAGAGGUCUGUGAGCUGGAGGUCUUGACCAUGGAGGCGGAGGUGCAAGCGCGCGAGGAGUUGGAUGAGGUGGCGUGCGAGUGCUGCGGCUUCACGGAGGAGUGCACGGGCCCGUACAUCGCCGGCGUGCGCGCGCGGUACGGGGGGAGGUGGAUCUGCGGGCUCUGCGGGGACGCCGUCGCGGAGGAGAUGUGCAGGGCCUCGCCGCCGGUGUCGCCCGCGGAGGCGCUCGACCGCCACGCCUGCGUGUGCGGCGAGGGGCGCCGCGCGUCCGCGUCCGCGCCGCCGUCUCCGGGCGACGAGCUCAUAGCGGCCCUGCGGCUGCUCCUCCGCCGCAGGCUGGGCUCGCCGUCGCCGCCGAGGCUGGUCCGCUCCACGCCGAGCAGCCCGAGGCGCGACGCCGUCGUCCCCGCCACGGCCGUGGGCGCCGGGCCCGGCGCCGGCGCCGGCGCCCCGCUCGCGCGCACCGAGAGCUGCUUCGCCGCACUCGUGGAGUAGCAACCGUGCAAGAGGCAAAAACGAGGCCCCGAAAAUCAAAAAAAUAAAUGGUAGUCUUUUCUAGUUUCAUUUUGCAAUUUUCCUUAAGCCUCUGUAAAUAUGCAUGCCAUGUAAUCCCGUUUCUAGCUUAGGAUGCAGCUGUGAGAGGAAUAAAACCAAUGUGUACAGAGAACAGUGACAAAAAAUAUGAGUAAAUGAAAGUGGAAGUAAUUCCAUGUUUUAUCGAGCA